AUGCUUCUCCUCCCAUCUCAAAAACAACAACCUAACCUCACCAUCCUGUCUCCUUCCAUCCCAUCCCAAACCAACGAAAUGCCCGCCUCACCCCCAACCUACCGCAAACCACCCCCCAAACCCAAACCUAAUUCCAACCCCCCUCUCCAAGCCCUCGUCGACUCCCUCGUCCACAAAUACCAAAAAGCCUCACCAAGCCCCACCCUCCUCGACCUCCUCCACAAACCCGACCAAUACGCGCUCCUAGUCAACGCUCUCUACCGCCAGAUCUCUCUGAUCAAGCGCCGCUCGCAAGCACUCGAAGAUGGCCAAAUUACUAUCUAUGACAGGGCUUUGCUGGAGUUGUCUGUGGAGGGGUGCUAUCCGAUUCAGACGGGGGUUGUGGAGUUGUAUUUGACGGAGUUUCUAGGGUUGGAUAGGAAGGAGGAUGUGGAAGAUGCAUUGGGGAAGCAUGUUGCGCUGCAUGAUGAGUUUAGUAAGAGAGACUCCGAAUCCAAUCCCUACACGACAACCACCACCCGCUCCCACUACGACUUCAAGGAACCCACCAGCCCCCGCAUCAAACACGAAGAAACACCCAAACCCGAACCCAACUCAAGCCCUACCACCCCCGUCACCACCACCAAAACCCCCUCCAACCCCCUCCACGAACGCGUAACCCGCAUGCUCGCCGUCUACCACCGCGCCAAAGAAGACUACCACCGCAUCAAACGCCGCGACAACGUAGAACCCCUCCACUCCGUGCGCUUCCUCCGCGACACGGCCGAGAACACGAUCCUGUAUCUGCGUACGAACGGACUAUUUGACCACGAACUGAUUCCAGAGUUGGAGAAGACGUUUGAUUAUGCGCGGGAUAAGGCGGCGCAGCUUUCGGGGGGAAGGAAGAGGCAUUUUGAUGAUGAUAGAGAUAGGGAGAGGGAUGGGGACAGGAAGAAGAGGGACAGAGAGAGGAGGGGGGAGAGUGGGGAGAAGAGGAGUAGGAGUGGGAGGGUUAUUGAUUCGUAUCGGCCUGGUUCUAAGUAG
Aspergillus glaucus CBS 516.65 is the source of this 1023-nucleotide messenger RNA. RefSeq lists its product as uncharacterized. The record is from RefSeq and is a predicted model, not a curated record. The transcript has 2 exons. Lineage: Eukaryota; Fungi; Ascomycota; Eurotiomycetes; Eurotiales; Aspergillaceae. The coding region runs from base 1 to 1023 and encodes 340 amino acids.